AUGGCUCUAGUAACGCGGAAAAUCCCUAAGACGAUGGGCUUGCGAGGAGCAGCGGUGGACCGCACGUCGCUCCGAGAGGUCGAGACGCGAUUAACCCUGGAUAUUCACCCGUCGCGGUCCGGGAAUGUAGUAGCAGGAGUCAAGGAGCAGCUCAACAACUCACUCAUGCGGUACAAUGAGCAGCACGGUGGCAUCGUGCUUCUCCAACGUGUCAAUGAGCAGCACGGUGGCAUCGUGCUUCUCCAACGUGUCAAUGAGCAGCACGGUGGCAUCGUGCUUCUCCAACGUGUCAAUGAGCAGCACGGUGGCAUCGUGCUGGCCUGGCCUUCUCCAACGUGCUGCGUGGAGCCUCGAGUCAGCAUCUGGCUUCUUUUGAGUCGACUCAAGAGCAGACUCUACGUCCGACGGAAACCAGCACCCCACUCGCAUGCUAUGAUCCCCCCUGCGGCCUGCCCUUCCCCUCCCUCCCCAUCAGGCCUCCCUACUCACAUGUUCUCUUCCCCGCUCCCCUUCCCACCCCGUCAGGUACAGCGAGCAGCACGGCGGCAUCGUGCUGGCCUACUCCAACGUGUGCUGCGUGCGUGGAGCCCCGAGUACAGCGAGCAGCACGGCGGCAUCGUGUUGGCCUACUCCAACGUGCUCCUAUUCGGCCGCACAGCAGCCAUUCUAACCGGACUCAACCCCUACCUCCACGUCAGCCUCUCCGCUCGCCUGCUCCUCUUCGCGCCGCGACCAGGAGCCUUUCUUGGGUGUGGUGAACAAU
Messenger RNA from Closterium sp. Naga37s-1, 763 nucleotides. The record is from the annotation of a GenBank genome assembly. Lineage: Eukaryota; Viridiplantae; Streptophyta; Zygnematophyceae; Desmidiales; Closteriaceae.